AUAGCUUGACCUAAAAAUCAGGGUCAAUGGCUGCCACCAAGUCACGUUUGAAGCUCAUCCCAAUUAUUUUCUUCAUCCUAAUUAUCUCCAUCCUCACCCCCAAAGCUUAUUCACAGUCUGAGGAGGACGAGUGCAGCACUGAAAACACCUCCUCCUGCAAUGACAAGUCAGGUGCUGUGCCCCUCAAAAUCAUAGCCCUUGUCUCAAUUCUAGUCACAAGCAUGAUUGGAGUGAGCUUCCCUCUUGUCACUCGUUCCAUACCAGCCUUCCACCCUGAUCGAAACCUCUUUGUGAUCGUCAAGUGCUUUGCAGGUGGCAUCAUUCUUGCCACUGGCUUCAUGCACGUUUUGCCUGAUUCAUAUGCCAUGUUACAAUCUAGUUGUUUAAAAGAAAAUCCAUGGCACAAGUUCCCUUUUUCUGGCUUUGUGGCUAUGUUAUCUGCAAUUCUGACUUUAAUGGUGGACUCUAUGGCCACUAGCAUAUAUAGUAGGAGAUGUAGAACUGGAGUUAUCGCAGAUAAUGGUGAUAAUCCAGCCCUGGAGGUAGACCAAGAGAUGGCUGUGGUGGGUGCUGGGCAUGGCCAUUUUCAUGCACACAAUCAUGUUGUUGCCAAGGGAGAAAACGGAGACUCGCAACAGCUGUCCCGUUAUCGUGUUGUUGCCAUGGUAUUAGAACUAGGUAUCAUUGUCCAUUCAGUUGUUAUAGGGCUUUCUCUUGGAGCUUCAAACAACACCUGCACAAUUAAAGGUCUUGUAGCUGCGCUUUGCUUCCAUCAAAUGUUUGAAGGCAUGGGUCUUGGCGGUUGCAUUCUACAGGCUGAGUACAAGUUCAUGAAGAAGGCCAUAAUGGUGUUCUUCUUCUCAACAACGACCCCAUUUGGAAUUGCAAUUGGAAUGGCUAUGACAAAAUCGUACAAAGAAAAUAGUCCAAGGUCACUAAUCACAGUAGGACUGCUUAAUGCAUCAUCGGCUGGCCUUCUUAUCUACAUGGCUUUGGUUGACCUUCUUGCUGCCGACUUCAUGGGUCCAAAGUUGCAACGCAGCAUUAAGCUCCAGAUCAAAUCUUACAUUGCAGUUCUUUUGGGUGCAGGUGGCAUGUCUGUAUUGGCAAAGUGGGCUUAAUAAGACUAUUCAUGCCAUGCCAUGAUCAUCUGAAAAUUAAGCAAAUACUGUUGUUCUUAUUUUAUGUGUUUUGGUGUCAAGUCGGUCGUGUUAAUUUCCUAAAAGUUUGUGAAAAUUUGAUGGUCGUUAUAUGUUUCCAUAAAUCGAUAUAGAUUUUUUUAUGUUAGUUGUCAUUGUUGUAUUGUGAUUACCCAAAUGGAAUAAAUAGCCAAGCUUCCUUGUCUCAA
Pyrus x bretschneideri (Chinese white pear) is the source of this 1348-nucleotide messenger RNA. RefSeq names its product fe(2+) transport protein 1. Gene Ontology annotation, biological process: zinc ion transmembrane transport. The record is from RefSeq and is a predicted model, not a curated record. Bases 27 to 1121 code for a protein of 364 amino acids. Gene Ontology annotation, molecular function: zinc ion transmembrane transporter activity. The transcript has 3 exons. Gene Ontology annotation, cellular component: plasma membrane. NCBI's taxonomy places the organism in Eukaryota, Viridiplantae, Streptophyta, Magnoliopsida, Rosales, Rosaceae.